Molecule: messenger RNA, 714 nt
Organism: Endocarpon pusillum Z07020
Lineage: Eukaryota; Fungi; Ascomycota; Eurotiomycetes; Verrucariales; Verrucariaceae
Exons: 2
Coding region: 1-714 (237 amino acids)
Source: RefSeq, a predicted model, not a curated record
AUGGGUCUUAACAGAGGUUCAGACUGUUGGUGUGGUUCUGCUUUACCACCCGAGAGCGACAAGGUCGACGAUUCCCAAUGUAGCUCACCUUGCACAGGCUAUGGCGAGGCCAAAUGUGGUGGAAACAAUGCCUACUCGGUUUACUUGACUGGCUAUGAUAACAGUGUUGGCAGCGCUGCAGGCUCCAGCUCUAGCGACAGCAACAGUGAUGGAUCUGGCGGGGAGUCCGGUGUUGGUGGAGGCAGCUCAGCCACAGCUAAUUCACCUCCAUCAUCACCAACACAAAUGGGUUCGCCGACCGUUUCCCAAGCGCCCUCGGUCAUCACCAAAGCAGGAGAAACAAUCGUCGUCACAGCCCCUGGCCAAGUUGACGCCACGAGCCAGGCAUCUACAGGAAGCAAUGGUGGGUCAAGCAAAAUCGGUAUCGCUGUCGGGGUUGUGGUGGGAGCCAUCGUUCUUUGCGCCCUCCUUGGUGGCGGUUUCUUCUUCAUUCGACAUCGCAACAGGAAGGCCGUUGAGGAGAAGUACCGUCGAACUCAAGCAAUCGAUAGUUUUGUCACCAGCGAUAAGACUCACAGUAAAGGUGGCUCGAUUUCUGAUCAACGACUAGACCCCUCUCUGGUGCACCACCGCAGACAGAGUGAUGGCAGCAUCGCAGACGAGAUGGACUUCUCAAGAAGAAUACUCCAAGUACGGAAUCCUGAUGGUGUCUAA